UGGUCAAGACGCCGUCAAUGGAAGCCGGACGGGAGCUGGGGAGCAGCGGCCUUCCCUGGGCGGAAAGAUGGUGUGAGCAGACAGCCCACUUGGCAUGGAGUUGAACCGGCUGCUGCUCUUCACCUCAUUCUUCCUCCACGUCAGAUUGUCUAAGAUGAGUCCCGCACGGCUGAUAUGCGACAGGCGGCUAAUCCAGAAAUACGUCACCGAAGCCGCGGACAUGGAGGAGCAACUGAGACAAUGCGAAAGGCUUCCUUGGCUCACGACACCCGUACACCUUCCCUUGGUGGGCUUUGCUCUCAGAGACUGGACAAGGAAGACCAAUCGGGCCAAAGGACAGGAAGUCCUCCUUGACGUGGAAAAAUUGGUAGAUGGCACCGCAGCAGCCCAAGAGGAGCUGCGGCAGGGAUGCGCCGCGGGACCUCUGCAGAAGCUGUAUGAGAGGAGUCGCUCUUUCAUCCUCCAGCUACGGAACUUCGAGUGGCAGCCGCCCAUUGGAGCACUUCUUCAAGGGCACUGGAAAUACCCUGCUGGAGACGCGAAGAGCUCCAGCACACCUCCCUGCUGGCCAGGAGCAGAAAUGCAGAGGCGGACCAAGCCCAAGCGCACUAGGGGCUCCUAA
Molecule: messenger RNA, 622 nt
Organism: Sphaerodactylus townsendi
Lineage: Eukaryota; Metazoa; Chordata; Lepidosauria; Squamata; Sphaerodactylidae
Gene: THPO
Product: thrombopoietin
Exons: 5
Coding region: 95-622 (175 amino acids)
Biological process (GO): positive regulation of hematopoietic stem cell proliferation; positive regulation of ERK1 and ERK2 cascade; thrombopoietin-mediated signaling pathway
Cellular component (GO): extracellular region
Molecular function (GO): hormone activity; cytokine activity
Source: RefSeq, a predicted model, not a curated record